AUGACAUCAUGUUACCAGAGGUUCACCGCCGGUCCCGCCGUGUCACACACUACUCUACUUGAAUCACGAAAACCUUCACGUACGGCAGUGAUUUCAUGCCUCUUACGCGAUCAGGGAAAUCAAUGGCCAUGGUUCGUCCUGAAAUUGCUGAAACAACGUUCGAAUUUGUACGUGGCGGGGGCGGGAGGAGUGUGGGAGAGAUCAGAGGGGGAGGAAGCGGCGGUGCAGAAGAGGAAGGCGGGGACGUGGUCGUACGCGGUGGAGAAAAGGAGGAGUAAAGGUGAAAGGAGUAGGAAGGUGGAAGUGGUGGUGACAGCAGCGGUUACGGUGGUCCUGGGCAUUGGAAAUCGAGUGUUGUAUAAACUGGCGCUUGUUCCUCUGAAGCAUUACCCCUUCUUUCUUGCUCAGCUUGCUACUUUCGGGAAUCUUCCACAACCCAUAUUGGAAUAGUUUAUUCAGGUUGGCUUUUUCAUUCUUUCUCAUUGUUUGUGUGGUGAAUUCAAGAACUUUUGUUGGGAAGUUGUCAGUACAAGUUAACGAUAUCCUAAAGGCAGGAGGU
Molecule: messenger RNA, 559 nt
Organism: Pistacia vera
Lineage: Eukaryota; Viridiplantae; Streptophyta; Magnoliopsida; Sapindales; Anacardiaceae
Product: protein CLT3, chloroplastic-like
Exons: 2
Coding region: 1-450 (149 amino acids)
Source: RefSeq, a predicted model, not a curated record